AUGGCAUUAUUGGCCAACGAGAAUGCUUCACUUAAUCCAAUGUCAUUUUCAGAUCAACAUGGAAGUAUAGUAUUUGAACGAUUACGGUAUCAACGAGAUACGGGCCGAUUUUGUGAUGUUGCACUAUUCGUCAAGGAACGACAAUUUGCUGCACAUCGAAAUAUAUUGGCAUCGUGUAGUCCAUAUUUUGAUUCGAUAUUUAAAUAUUCUAAAAUAACAAAAGAACAGGUUACUGUGAACAGCGAGCAUCCAGUAAUAUUUGAAUCUCUAUUAAAUUAUAUGUACAGUGGAUCGAUUAUCAUUGAUAAAAGCAAUGUUGCUGAACUUUUACGGUUAUCCAAUAAUUUUUUAAUAUUCAAAUUGAAAUUAUAUUGUACAGAAUAUCUAGAUAGAUACCUUGACGCAGGUAACUGUUUAGCGAUAAUAAAUUUAGCCACUCGGUACAAUGUACCAUCAUUGUUAAAGACGGCAUCAGAUUAUUUUGAUGUGAAUGUAAAUAGAUGUCUCCUUGAGGCCUUGGAUAUUGGAACUUACAAUUAUCCUCAACUCAUCAAACUAAUACAAGAUCCGAAAUAUGUUGAUGUUAUAACAGCAGAUACCUAUUUAAAACUUAUCGUUCGUUGGGUCGGAGAAGAGCAAUCCACUCGGGAACUAUCUUUUCGCCAUUUAGUAGAACGCGUCAAUUUUCGAGAAUUAUCGCAAGAAACGCUUGAUUUUUUGUUGGAUUAUUCACCGCUUCUUGCGAAAAGCCCACCGAGCAGAUAUCUUAUUCUUCACUUGAUGAAUGAAAACGAUAUGCUCGGCGAAAAAUAUGCGGCUCAAUUUUCGACAUUGCGACAAUCCGUCGAACUCCCUAUUCUUUAUGAUCCAAUGAUUUUCUUGACUGAAGAAGGAUCCAGCGACGAGAUGGAAGAUGAAGAAAUGGAAUGUCCCGUUGAAGGACAACCGACGACAGCGCAAAUUAUUGAACAAGACAGCGAUGGAAAUCCAAUUCUUAAAUUGAAGAUUCAUCAACCCGCGCUGGUUAAGAGAUUCAAGAAACCACGAUUCCUAUUAAAACGAAAUGGAAGACCUAGAGAUGUGAUUCAAGAAAAUGAAAUGAUCCCUAUGGUUGACGACGAUGAAAUUGAUGGCGUAUAUGCGACAAGUGCUUUAGAAGGAGCUCAUACAUAUGGACCUGUUGAUCUAUUGGAUCCAGAUGACGUUUCUGAUGGUGAAGAUAUUCAAGUUGAUAAUGGUGGAUUUGUAUGUGUUUAUUGUGGUUUUGUAACAGAAAAUGAAACGUUGCUGGAAAAACAUCGGGCUCGCGCACACAAUCGGAACACAUUUUAUUUAUGCCAUCUUUGUGAAUUUGAGACGAAUUGGAGUAAAGAAUUCUAUCAGCAUUGCCAGGAACAUUGGACCGAACUCCCGUACCAAUGCGAAUCUUGUUCUUAUAGUUCGCCGAGUUCCAUUCAAGAUUACCUAGUUCAUCGAUUAACACACACAAAAAAUCGAUAUUUCAAAUGUGGAGAAUGUGCUUGGAAGGGUCGAACGCGGUCACAACUAUUUGCCCAUGAAAGAAUGCACAGUGUGCUUGAUAAUCGACCAUUGCAUUGCGAAGAGUGUGGGCGUGGUUUUCAUGUACAUACCGCGUUGGAUCAACACAUCGCAACUCACAACGAUCACAGGAGUCUUAUAUGCGAAGAUUGCGGAUUCGCCACAAAAACGGCAAAUUCUUUGGCGAUGCACAGGCGACAACAUACCGGAGAUGUAUUCUUCUGCCAUAUUACUGGAUGUGAAUAUUCGACGAAUAAGAAAACACAACUCGCUGCUCAUCUUCGCACACAUAUGGCAGUCCGUGCUCAUAUGUGCAAGAUUUGUGGCCGUGGAUUCAUCGAGAAAUCUCAUCUUGUUCGACAUGAACGAAUUCAUCUGGAAGACAAGCCAUUUAAAUGCGACACAUGUGAAUAUGCAUCAAGUCGAAGGGAUAAACUUAAAGAACACAUAUUGAAACAUCAUAACGGGCAAACAACAUCAAAAGCUCAACGAAGGCGGUAUAAACGACAAAGAAUGCUGGCACAGGCAACGAGUAUUGUUGAAAGCAAUGCGAGCCGGAUACUUCCGAAUGAUUCUCAAUUCCGUCCGAUUCCUAUCGAUGAAUCCGUAUCACGGUGGACACAAUCUAAUGAUUUUGGGGCAUAUUCACCAAGUGGUCCGAACGAAUUCGAAGACACGAAUGCCACCCGUUUCUCACCACCAACCCGUUCUUUCUCCGUUACAAAUCCACCUAUUCAACAUGCUCCUCUUUCUCCUGGUUGCAUGUCAAUGAUGAACGUUCCCCUUCGCGAAGCCGAACCUUCAAUGUCUGGUGCUCUCAUAACACCAACUCCUCGAUCACCGCACAAUCAUAGCGCUGACUACUUCGUAUCCGCGAAUAAUGGUCCUGACAGCCAGCAAAGGCCGCUUAGUUUACCUAAUUAUGGUCAAUUGGAUGCUCAACAACAACAACAACAACAAUCUAUACCCCCGCCAAACGAUCAAUGGUGGUAA
Caenorhabditis bovis is the source of this 2532-nucleotide messenger RNA. The record is from the annotation of a GenBank genome assembly. Lineage: Eukaryota; Metazoa; Nematoda; Chromadorea; Rhabditida; Rhabditidae.